Seminavis robusta is the source of this 1159-nucleotide messenger RNA. The record is from the annotation of a GenBank genome assembly. Lineage: Eukaryota; Bacillariophyta; Bacillariophyceae; Naviculales; Naviculaceae.
GUGGUUAUCUGGUUUCCUUGAAGCUUUUCUUUAAGACAAAACCCUAGUCCUAACGGAAGCUAAGUUUUUCAACACGAAAGAGCAAAGAAGGAGGCUAACGGCACCUCGCGACAGCUGGUUGGCAGAGCACUGGCAGUUAUUGCACGGUAGAGUCUGUUUUCCACCCGUACCAGUAGCUAUCGCGUAAAAGUGCUACUAUGGAGUUUUCUACGCGGUGUAACGCGUGAAAUCGCCUCCACGACGGCGCCUUUGAUCGCUACAUCAAGCAGUCUCAUUUCAGAGACUUGUUGUUGUUGAAAACGAAAUAACUAUCACCAUGGCGUACUCAGAGGAAAGCGAAGAGGAGGAGGAAGUCGAGGAGGAAGAAGAGGAAGUAGAAGAGGAGGUUGAAGAGGAAGAAGAGGAGGAAGAAGAGGAGGAACCCGUGAAGAAGAAACGAACCCGAAAGGACAAGAAAUGGAAGGACCCCGAUAAACCCAAGCGCGCCAUGAGUGCGUUCUUCCUGUACUCUCAGGGCAAUCGCUCUCGUGUCAAGGAAGAGAAUCCGUCUGCCAGCUUUGGAGAUGUUGCCCGCACACUUGCGGCCCAGUUCAAGGAACUCCCACCCGGGGAGAAGAAGAAGUGGGAAAAGAAAGCGGCUGCAGACAAGGCCCGAUACCAGGAAGCAAUGAAGCACUACGUUCCGACUGAAGACCCUACUGGUGGCCGCAAGGGCAAAAAAGCCAAGAAGGAUCCCAAUGCCCCGAAGCGCAAUAUGAGUGCCUACUUUCUUUACUCCGUGUCGGCUCGUCCUACUGUCAAGGAGGAGAACCCCGAAGCCUCAUUCGGUGACAUUGCCCGAAUCAUCUCGGCACAGUUCAAGGCCCUGACUCCAAAGGAGCGCUCGAAGUGGGACCAGAAAGCCGCAGAUGACAAAGUUCGAUACCAGAGGGAGAUGGAAGCGUACAAGGAAGAGUGAGAAUGGGACAUGACUUCUUUUUAUGAUGAUGAUGACUACUCUUUGAUGUGACCAAGAAUGACUGCUUUUUAUGUAACGAUGAUAUUGAUUGAGAGAAUAGCAAAUGAUAUAAGAUCCUAUUACAAUGUGUUGUGUUGAGCCAUGAUCAUAACGUAGUAUGUACCUGGUACCUUAACGUAGCUCCGUUAGUACUGUCACGGU